Cucumis sativus (cucumber) is the source of this 2689-nucleotide messenger RNA. Its product is annotated as G-type lectin S-receptor-like serine/threonine-protein kinase At4g27290. Gene Ontology annotation, molecular function: ATP binding; protein serine/threonine kinase activity. Lineage: Eukaryota; Viridiplantae; Streptophyta; Magnoliopsida; Cucurbitales; Cucurbitaceae. The transcript is spliced from 6 exons. The coding region runs from base 35 to 2566 and encodes 843 amino acids. Gene Ontology annotation, biological process: recognition of pollen; protein phosphorylation. The record is from RefSeq and is a predicted model, not a curated record.
GUUGUAGGCAAAACCAAACCAAACUCGAUGCAGAAUGGCAAGUUUUCUUUUGAUAUCUUUUGUUACGGCUAUGGUUUUAUUUUCAUCUUUCAAUGUCUAUGUGGCUGUUGAUUUCUUAACAUCUUCUCAAAACCUCACUCAUGGCAACACCUUGGUCUCUGAAAAAGGAAUUUUUGAGCUGGGUUUCUUUCGUCCAGGAAUCUCUAACAACCGUUACUUGGGAAUCUGGUACAAAACCAUCCCAAUCCCUACUGUUGUUUGGGUUGCCAACAGAGAAACUCCACUCGUAGACUUUUCCAGUAUAUUAAUUAUAAACACCACAGCGAAUCAUGUUGUUCUCAUCCAAAACAAAACUGUUAUUUGGUCAGCAAAAUCGUUGAAACCAAUGGAAAAUCCCAGGCUACAGCUUUUAGACACUGGAAAUCUAGCCCUGAAAGAUGGAAAGUCAGAGGAGAUUUUGUGGCAAAGCUUUGAUUAUCCAACUGAUACAUUGUUGCCAGGAAUGAAGCUGGGAUGGGAUUAUGAAAAUGGCAUAAACAGACGAUUAUCAGCUUGGAAAAACUGGGACGACCCAUCUCCUGGAACAUUGAUAUUGGAAAUGGAAAAUCAUAGCUACCCAGAACUCGCCAUGUGGAAUGGUACACAAGAAAUCGUGAGAACUGGACCUUGGAAUGGGAUGCGGUUCAGCUCCAAAUCCAUUUCUGGUCUUCCAAUUUUAGUGUACCAUUAUGUGAACAAUAAAAAUGAGCUUUAUUUCAGCUUCCAGCUCAUAAACAAUUCUCUGAUUGGUAGAAUGGUAUUGAACCAAUCCAGGUCCAGGAGAGAGGCCUUACUGUGGUCAGAAGCUGAGAAAAACUGGAUGAUAUAUGCCACGAUUCCAAGAGAUUAUUGCGACACAUACAACGUUUGUGGUGCUUAUGGGAAUUGUGACAUUGAGAAUAUGCCUGCUUGUCAAUGUCUGAAAGGGUUCCAGCCAAGGGUGCUAGAGAAUUGGAAUCAAAUGGAUUAUACAGAAGGGUGUGUCAGAACUAAGCAUCUGAAUUGCUGGGAUGAAGUUGGGUUUGCAAAGUUGCCAGGGAUGAAAUUGCCUGACACUACAUAUUCAUGGGUUAAUGAAAGCAUGAGUUUAAGUGAGUGCAGGGAAAAAUGUUUGAGGAAUUGUUCUUGUAUGGCAUUUGCAAAUACAGAUAUUAGAGGAUUAGGUAGUGGGUGUGCCAUUUGGUUAAAUGAUCUUCUUGAUAUUAAAGUUGUUAUCAAAGGUGGCCAAGACUUGUAUGUUCGAAUGCUUGCUUCUGAGUUAGACACAACGAAGGCGAAUUUGGUUAUCAUUGGCGUUAUUGUUUCUGCUACGCUCCUUAUAAUUGCUGCCCUGGUUUUGGUUGGAUUUUACAUUAUCAAAAGAAGGAAAAUCCUUGAAGUUGAGAAACUUGAUGUACAAGAGGAAGACUUGGAGCUCCCGUUAUUUGACCUGUCAACAGUAUCAAAUGCUACAGACAAUUUUUCAAACUCCAAAAAACUUGGAGAAGGUGGCUUUGGUGUAGUAUUCUGGGUAAAAUUGAAGUGUACUAAAAUAAUAUAUUUCAAAACUGAUGAUCACAAUUCUAUGUCAUUGAUUGACUAUAAAAACUUUUUGUCAAUGAACUUUCAGGGUAAACUCAAAGAUGGACGAGAAAUUGCUGUGAAAAGGCUUUCUAACUAUUCAAGACAAGGAACUAAUGAAUUCAAGAAUGAAGUAAAACUUAUAGCUAAACUUCAGCAUAGGAAUCUUGUAAAGCUUCUGGGUUGCUGCAUCCAAGAGAGAGAGAAAAUGUUGAUUUAUGAAUACAUGCCUAAUAAGAGCUUGAGCUCUUUGAUAUUUGAUCCUAAUGGAAGGAAACUCUUAGAUUGGUCAAAGCGAUUCAAUAUCAUAUGUGGAAUAGUUAGAGGGAUUCUUUACCUUCAUGAAGAUUCCAGGUUGAGGAUUAUUCAUAGAGAUCUCAAACCAAGCAAUAUCUUGCUUGAUAUUGACAUGAACCCCAAAAUCUCAGAUUUUGGAAUGGCUAGAACUUUUGGUGGAGAUCAAACCGAAGGAAAUACUAGGAGAGUCGUCGGAACAUAUGGUUAUAUGGCACCAGAAUAUGCUAUAGAUGGACAAUUUUCAAUAAAGUCAGAUGUAUUCAGUUUUGGCAUACUACUAUUAGAAAUUAUAAGUGGACAGAAGAAUCAAGGAUUUUAUCGUCCAAACCAAACUCUCAAUCUCAUCGGACAUGCAUGGAAGUUAUGGAAUGAAGGAAGAGCAUUGGAAUUGAUUGACCCCUCAAUUGGAGAGUCAUAUACUCUAUCUGAAGUAUUGAGAUGCAUCCAUGUUAGUCUUUUAUGCUUGCAACAACAGCCAGAAGAUAGACCAAUCAUAUCAGAUGUGAUUUCAAUGCUAAAUUGUGAGAGUGCCUCGAAGUUGAUGCAACCAAAACAACCAAUAUAUUGCAUGGAAAUGGAUUCACUUAAAGAGGAUUCUAUUUCAAGCAAGAAUGAAGCUUCUAGUUCUACCACCAAUGAAUUAACUGUUACUGUUGUAGAGGCUAGGUAGAUUGGGGUAAGUAGGUGUAAUUUUGUAGAUGUUUUGAAUUCUUCUAUAUUGUGAUCUUUUUUAAUAACGUUUGCUCCAAUUAAAUGCAUUAAAUUUCAACAAUAAAGCAUAUCCCAUUAGUUA